Messenger RNA from Pochonia chlamydosporia 170, 645 nucleotides. RefSeq lists its product as hypothetical. Lineage: Eukaryota; Fungi; Ascomycota; Sordariomycetes; Hypocreales; Clavicipitaceae. The transcript has 2 exons. The record is from RefSeq and is a predicted model, not a curated record. The coding region runs from base 1 to 645 and encodes 214 amino acids.
AUGCUUCGCCGUAAACCUGCAUUCCAGCAACUCAAUGUCGACGUGACCGCGUCGUACCCUGUCGUUUUGAUCUGCCGGCACCCAAAAGAAGACUACUGCCCUGUCCCAGGAAAUGCAUGCGUUGAUCCCAGGUCAACAGCGUGGGUAGGGGCAUGCCGUAAGCCCCAGAAUCGCAAAUUGGCCGUGGUGCAAGAGGUGAAGAACGCGGGGCUACUAGAUCUCAAAUGUCUGGCACAAAUUGCCGCCCCAAAUGUGGCACGGGUUCAUGCGCUCUAUCAUCAAGACAACAGAUUCUUUGCGGCGUACGAAUACAUUGACUUGGACAUAACAGAAAUUGGCCCUCUCAGCGACAAAGAAAUCGCCAAUGUUUUUCUGCAAGUAAGAGCCCUACUAGCAUUUCACUCUACUGCCAAGGAAGUAGCUCCUUCGCUGAACUGUCGCAGGUACUGCGUGGCAUACAGAGCCAUUACAGGAACGACAUACGCGGGCUGCAGGGCUGCCGUACAUUGCAUUGUAUCUGCAGCAGAUCAUGGAACGUCUUGGUGGGUUCCGCCGAAAGUGGACGCAGUCUGCUUCGUCUUUUUUGGCGUUGCUCCAAGUCGGCCAGUUACCUGCCAUAACGGUCAGCGCGCUACACAUCCUUGA